This is a messenger RNA of Rubroshorea leprosula, 1050 nucleotides long. The record is from the annotation of a GenBank genome assembly. NCBI's taxonomy places the organism in Eukaryota, Viridiplantae, Streptophyta, Magnoliopsida, Malvales, Dipterocarpaceae.
CUUUUCGUUGACUCUUGCUCUUUCUUUACCCGAGGGAUGAUCCCAAAUAAACAGGUAUGGAAGCUAUAAUUGUAAACCACGAUCGAAUUUAUGGAAGCAUUGGUUUAUACAUUCCUCUUAGUAUCGACCUUAGGGAUAAUUUUUUUCGCUAUCUUUUUUCGAGACCCGCCUAAAGUUCCAACUAAAAAAAUGAAAUGAUUUUUCAUUAUCUCAAUUGAAGUAAUGAGCCCCCCAAUCUUGGGGGGCUCAUUACUUCAACUAGUCCCCGUGUUCCUCGAACGGAUCUCUUAGUUGUUGAGAGGGUUGCCCAAAAGCAGUAUAUAAGGCGUACCCGGUAAAACUUACAAGUAAACCAGAUAUAGAGAUGGCGACUAAGGUUGCUGUUUCCAUUAUUAUAUAACUUCAAGACCACGAUGGAUCUAUGAUAAGAUCUUACAACGGAAUGGUAUACAAAGUCAACAGAUCUCACUGAAUACAAAAUAAGAUUUAUGGCUACACAAAGCGUUGAAAGUAGUUCUAGAUCUGGUCCAAGACGAACUGCUGUAGGGGCCUUUUUGAAACUACUGAAUUCGGAAUAUGGUAAAGUUGCCCCUGGAUGGGGAACGACUCCUUUGAUGGGUGUUGCAAUGGGUCUAUUUGCGAUAUUUUUAUCUAUUCUUUUGGAGAUUUAUAAUUCUUCUGUUUUACUGGAUGGAAUUAGAAUGAAUUAGAUUUUUCAAUCUAUCAAUCUAAAAAGCGAAACUUUUUGGUCUCAGAUUUUUAGCCCAGUCUGUUUUGGUAGUUCGACCGUGAAAUUUUUUUGUUUCUGUAGUUCCGGAAUAUGAGUGUGUGACUUGUUAUAAUUGAUCCUAUUGAUAGUACAGAAAAUGAGUCUGUUGUCUUGAUAGAGAUAGUUUUACUCCAUCGGGAUAUUAUCUGGAGCACAGAAAAUAUGAAAUGGAUAACGAAGUAUUCGAACUAUGAUUCAUACGUAAUAUUCAAACCUCGCAGCCGGAUUCUAAAAAAAAUUCAAAGAAAGAGUUAAGGAGUUAGAUUCUAAAUAGAAAUCAA